Molecule: messenger RNA, 3254 nt
Organism: Apus apus (common swift)
Lineage: Eukaryota; Metazoa; Chordata; Aves; Apodiformes; Apodidae
Gene: PDCD4
Product: programmed cell death 4
Exons: 12
Coding region: 1171-2574 (467 amino acids)
Biological process (GO): negative regulation of DNA-templated transcription
Cellular component (GO): cytosol; nucleus
Source: RefSeq, a predicted model, not a curated record
CCGCCGCGGCCACCCUGUUCUCCAGGGCUGGGGUUGGUCCGCCGUGGGUUCCUGCUGGCAGCACGGGCUUUGUAGGCAUAGCUGGAUCUUAGCUGGGUGUUGCUGCGUGUGGCUGCACAAUAACAGCUGGCGUUUGCAACUCUACACAGCCUUGGUGAUGGGGAGUGUUCACUUAGGGGGAAGAGAAAAAUAGUGUCAGCUCUGCAGAAAUUCGCCAGGGAUGUUUUACGUAGAUGUAAGAUUUUGAGAGGUUUGUGGAGGUUUUCUUUUGCAGCGUGUGUUGUUCCUACAAGUUAACCUGCUGCUGUUCAUCUGCUGGGGUAGAAUUGCUUACUUGUACAGUGAGCACAGAGACAGUACUGCAUGUAGCUGAGCGUAUUUUAUUGGUGAUUUUCAGAGACUUGGGAAAUAACCUUGUCUGCUGAACUGUAAAAGUACUGUUUGUAUCGCUGAUCUAUCUUAAGAUCUCUUGCAGCGUUCUUGUUAUGCAGAUAUUUAAAUUUACUUAUCUCCAUUUUGUUCCUGUAUUAUUUCUUCUAACAUAAUUUUUUGGGAUUACUUAUUCUGGUGUUUUUAAUGCAGGUUUUCUGUAGUUGCUUUGUAAUACAGUGUGGUACAAUUCUGCAAAAUAUAAAGUGAAUUGUUUUCUAAAGUGCCAGCAACCUAAAGCUCCAGCACACCUUUGGGCUUGAGUUAAUGAGGGUGGAUUGCUAAAUUGAGGGUAUGUCUCCUGAUUGAUAUGACAGCAUGAGUUGUAAAGCUCAUUUAUUCCAUCUUUCUUGUUGAAAACAAAACAGAGUGAUGAAUCUCAGCAAGACAGCACAUGUGUUGUUAUUUGUGAUGUUGCCUUAGGUGGAGGAUUCCAGCUAGGGUCCUAGAUGGAAGAAGUAUCUUUGCGCUUGAAAUUUAGGACUUUAUUACCUAUGAUGAAAGUCAUGAUUGUUAUUUAAUGUAGAUUUGGUCUUUUGUAUUCUUUUUCAAAGAGGUGGACAACUGAUGGGAAGGAUAAAACUUCUUACAAGGUAGCUUGCUCGGUUUAGACUAAGAUCCAUACAGGAAAGCUCUCAACUGACAGUGCCUGGGAACACUUGAGAACUGAAUGAUUGAUUGAGGCCUUGGAAGGGAAAACAUUCAGACUUUACAUUUCACCGUUGGUUCUUUUAAGCAGCUAUGGAAAUAGAAAAGGCACACCUUUAUGUUAACCCAACAGAACUUGAGAAUCUAAGUGAUGCUCCAUUUUCCGGUGAUGAAGAAAAUGGUGGGUCUGAGGAGCGAAAAACUGAAAUCAAUGGCAAUUGGAUUCCUGCAACUUCAAUUAGUGAAGCUAAAUUACAUGCUAAAGCCAAGAGGCGGCUGAGGAAAAAUUCUUCUAGAGAUUCUGGGAGAGGAGACUCUGUUAGUGACAAUGGAGAGACACUGAAGAUUGGAGUUGUAGUACCAACGAGUCCAAAGGGGAAACUCCUGGACCGGCGAUCCCGGUCUGGAAAGGGAAGAGGUCUACCAAAGAAAGGUGGAGCAGGUGGUAAAGGAGUUUGGGGAACACCAGGUCAAGUGUAUGAUGUGGAAGAAGUAGAUGUUAAGGAUCCUAAUUAUGAUGAUGACCAGGAGAACUGUGUCUAUGAAACAGUAGUUUUACCUCUGGAUGAAAGAGCAUUUGAAAAAACGUUAACACCAAUCAUACAAGAGUAUUUUGAACAUGGAGAUACUAACGAAGUUUCGGAGAUGCUGAAGGAUUUAAAUCUUGGUGAAAUGAAAUACAGUGUGCCAGUGCUGGCUGUUUCCUUGGCAUUAGAAGGGAAAGCUAGUCACAGGGAAAUGACAUCUAAGCUUAUCUCUGACCUUUGCGGGACAGUAGUAAGCAAAACUGAUGUGGAAAAAUCGUUUGAUAGACUGCUUAAAGAACUACCUGAACUGGUGUUGGAUUCUCCCAAGGCACCACAGUUGGUUGGCCAGUUUAUUGCUAGAGCUGUUGGAGAUGGGAUUCUAAGCAGUACCUACAUAGAUGGCUACAAAGGCACUGUGGAUUGUGUCCAAGCUCGAGCUGCGCUGGACCGAGCUACUGUGUUGCUGAGUAUGACAAAGGGUGGAAAGCGUAUAGACAACGUGUGGGGGUCAGGAGGUGGCCAGCAGUCUGUGAAACACCUUGUUAAAGAGAUCGAUAUGUUGCUGAAAGAGUAUUUGCUUUCUGGAGAUGUCCUGGAAGCUGAACGCUGCCUUCAGGAACUGGAAGUACCCCAUUUUCACCAUGAACUUGUAUAUGAAGCUGUUGUGAUGGUUUUGGAGUCAACUGGAGAAAAAACCUUUAAAAUGAUACUGGAUUUGUUGAAAUCUCUCUGGAGCUCUUCUGUCAUUACUAUGGACCAAAUGAAAAGAGGCUAUGAACGAGUUUACAGUGAAAUACCAGAUAUUAACCUGGAUGUGCCACACUCCUAUUCUGUGCUUGAGCGGUUUGUAGAGGAAUGCUUUCAGGCUGGAAUAAUCUCCAAACCACUGAGAGACCUCUGUCCUUCAAGGGGCAGAAAGCGUUUUGUGAGUGAAGGAGAUGGCGGUCGUCUGAAGCUAGAAAGCUACUGAAUGUGAGAACCAGCUCCUAAAGCCUUACAAGUUUAAAGGGAAAAUAUAAGAUACCUAUAUAUAUAUAUACAAACAUGCAUGCUUUUUUUUGGUGUUUGUAUGUAUAUAUGUAUACACAUAUAUAAUAUACCAAAAUUUUGAGAGUUGCUUAGCACAGUCCAUAUUUUUUUAAAAGCACAUGUUUUGGGUACAAAUACUUUUUUUUUAAUAGUUUUAUAAAUUUCAGAAAGAAGACUUUUCUUUGGGCAUAUAGUAGAACAACUGGCCACUGCUGUGGUGGUGCCUUCAAAUAAGCUAUCUUUUCAAGUGCCAUAUGUUCCUGACAUUCUAUGUUCGCAUCGAUGUCUGACUGCCGCUCUUUCUUUCAAGGACAGUGUUGUCAUCAUAAAAUCACUGGUUUAUAUACAGGCUUUAUAGAAGGGUCAAGUUAAGCUGCUGUGAUUACAUUUCCAUUGCUGCUGAAGAAAUACUGUGCUUGGGGAAGAAAAAUAGCUGUUUCUUUGUCUUAAAGAGCCCAGGAAAAUGGAGUUGGGUCAUAAGACUAAUUCAUCUCUUUCAGGGGAGAACACUGGUUGGCUCUAGUCCCCAUGUACCAAAUUCGUCUUUUUUUUUUUUUUUUUUCUAUGUAACUGGAAAAGUGAAAAGUUCUGGUAAAGCAUAUUAAAAAUAUUUUUUGUGAA